This is a messenger RNA of Penicillium waksmanii, 531 nucleotides long. RefSeq lists its product as uncharacterized. Lineage: Eukaryota; Fungi; Ascomycota; Eurotiomycetes; Eurotiales; Aspergillaceae. The record is from RefSeq and is a predicted model, not a curated record. Bases 1 to 531 code for a protein of 176 amino acids. The transcript has 2 exons.
AUGGAUCCUCAUGUCCUUGCUCCCGGGCGGAUGCACGGCACUCUCGUCCAUUCUUCGAGAGAUGACUUCCAGGCGCAUUGGGAGGGAAAAUCCUUGCAAGAUCCACUAGCAUUCAUCAGAUCUUUGACGUCCAACGCGUUGGACCUCAGCCACAGUUGCUUCAGCAAAGCCAAAAAGGGUCAAGUUACUCAGAGAAAUGAAUAUCCAGAUGAAGAGGAAUUUCUCAACGACAAUUCUGACCCCGAAUCAUCACUAGUUGAAUUUGAGAGCCUAGUGGAAGAAUUAGAACGAAAGUCCAACGAGCUUCGCCUUCCGUUGAGGGAAUUCCUGGCCGGUUAUUGGUACAGGCAUGUCAAAGACCACCUUCUGACGCCACAGGACAGCGAAGAGCAACAUAUUACGGGCGCAAGAAACAUUGGGAUUGGACUAGAGUUUUGUGGGCUCUCUGUACCGGAUUGGAUGGAGGUUUUGUUUGCACGAAAGGUGGAAGAAGCGGAAGAUGAAGACUUGGAAAGUGUGGACAUUGACUAA